ACUCACUUCAGUUCUUUGAGAUCGGGCUAAAGGAUAACAAUUUAUAGAUUUUUUUUUCUAUUUUUAAAAAGCAUUAGCACAGAUGGUAACGAAAAUAGUGACUUAGCGCAAAUGUGUUAUUAAGGUUAUAUUAAUAUCUGGUGUCGAAAAUAAUUAUAAAAAUGUGAAAUACGAAAAAAAUAUGAGAUUAGUAAUAAUAAGACGAAAAAAGUGUUCCACGUCUUCAUUUAUUCAUAUACAGUGAUGUGAUUAUAGAUUGAAUGUGUGUAGGAGGGAGAUUUUUCGGUUUUUUGGCGUGUAUUGAUGAUGGGGAGACUCAGUAAAAGUACACCAUCUAUUAGAGUGAAUUAUAGAAAACUGGUAGAUGAAUAUAGCAGCAGUUGUGAUAGUUUGAAGAUAAUGCCUGCCUUGCCUGAUUUCUUUACGUAUUCAUGUAGACAUUGUGGACAAAGACAAACUUUACAGACUGAAGAACUUAAUUCGAUAGUCGGAAAUGCUUUUAAGAUGGCUUACGCGGCGCAGCUGCAGAAGCAAACGACUUUCCAAGAUGUGAUCGCGUCCCAAACGCAACAAGAUAAAGUAGUUUGGACAAAAGAUUUCACGUCCGGUUUAAAGAAAGAAAAACCAUCGGCACCACCGCAGACGUUACCGAAAGAAGCGAAUCUUUCCGAAAUGGACGUUCAAUUAUCAGACGCUUCGACGUUACGACUCUCGCCGCCAUCUUCAAUACCGGGCCUGAAAACCGCCCAAAAAAAUAAAUUCGUGGUUAAUUCUCCAAAUGUCGAUAAAAAUAUUAAUUCCCAAUUAUCGACGCCGAGUAGCGAUGAAAGCAAUUCGCCUACCGAAAUGAAUUCUUACAAGAGAAUGGCCGAGAAACCUCCCUUGAUAAAAAGGAUAGCAAUGGGGUUGACUGGGAAUAGUAAUAACCACAGCGAUGAAGAUAGCUGUCCAUUAGUUAACGAUAACACAUCUAGUAUUCCAGGUAGUCCAACAAAUCGACCUUUAUCCGGCGGAUACGUAAACGAAAGCGAAGAAUCAAAAAACAAAUCUAACAACACUGUAGAUAAUUUAAAAAACGAAAUCGAAAAUAAUUCGAAUUUAUCGAAACGUAUCGAUACCGAUACCACCGUCAAAAGCGAUUUUAAAUGCAAACGUAUGUCGCAACUAAGUUCGAGUAGUUCCAGUACGGGACCACCUAACGGUCAAGACUCUAACCUUAUAGGAUUUACUACACCAACACCUCCGCCAUUACCCGAAAGAACGGAUUCCCUAAACAACAAAGAAGAGGGGGAAUUAAGAUUAGCCCCGUGGUUUCAAGCCGGUAUCCCUAGGGAAAUAGCUCUGGAGAUUUUAGGACAGGAACCAGUCGGGGCGUUCAUGGUUAGAGAGAGUACCAGUAAACCGGGAUGUUUUGCGUUAUCGUUGCGAGUACCGAGGAGUUUUCAACCGACUGGUAUCGCGCAUUACUUAAUCGUGAGGGCUAAUAAAGGCUACAAAAUUAAGGGCUUCACGAAGGAAUUCACCUCGUUGACUUCUUUGAUAACGCAUCAUUCGGUUAUGCCGGAAUUGCUUCCGUGUCCGUUAUCUUUGAGUCGAUAUCAUCCCAGUUUUGUGAAAUCGGAUUCAAAACGGGAUUUCGCCGAUAUCGAUUUGGAUCCGGAUUAUAAUACUCUCGCCGAUUUUAGAAAAAUGAUGGCGGAUUUGAACGUGUAGUGACAAAUCAAAAUACACUAAAAAAAUUGUUAAAAAAAACGACUGAUAGUUGUAGAGGACUAUACUUUUCCCAGUGUAUUAACUAGUCCGUGUUUAUUGCAGUGAUUGUGUGAUUGAAAAGACGCAGUUUUUUGUGUAACAUGUGAUAUAUUUUUCGAAAAAAACUUUUUUUUUAAACGAAAAACCUAACACGAACUGUAUUAUUCUAACUAUGGACUAAUAUUUAUAUUUUUUUAUACUAACUCAUUUUUUUAUAUUACAGAUGCCAUUAUUAACAACUACAAAGUUUUCUUCUUUUCAAACUGAUAUUAAUUGAGCCAUUCGUUAGUAGAUGACGCUGUGAAGUUGUUUUCCAUCAUUACAGAUUAUUACAUUUUCCUCUGGAGUGUAGAGAAGGAGGAACAUCUCUGGGUUAAAAAAUGUGAGCUGAUUUUUGAUGGGAAAAUAGGUGGCGCUGAUUAUAGAGGGUAUUCGCUUGAAUUUUACGCGCUGAUUUGAAAAUAACUGUAUAGUAAUGCUUUAAAUAAUGCACCGUGAUAAUGAAAUUAGUAGUAUUGAAAUAAUGAAACGAUUAACAAAACAGAAUCUCGUUAAAUUAACUUUAUUAUUUAGCUAUUUAUUUGGUUUAGAUAAUACAUAUAUUCUAAUAUGAAAAAAAAGUAGAAUCAUGUAACAAUAAUGAAAUAGUAUAAAAAAAACAUUUUGGUUGAUUAAAAUAAAAUAUUGAAUUUUAUCCGUAACUAAUAUAAUAAUUAUAGCGAUAUAAUUAGAUCAAUAAAAAUAAUAGAAUAAUAAAAAAAAUAUUUCGGUUCAUAAAAAUAAAAUAUUGAACUUCAUUAGCAACUAAUAUAAUAGUUAAAGUCAUAUAAAAAUAUCAAUAAGAAUAAUAAAAUAAUUGAAAAUAAAACAUUUUGGUUCAUAGAAAUAAAAUAUUGAACUCUAUCCUCAACAAAUAUAAUAAUUAUAGUUUUGUUAAAAUAUCAUUGGUAAUUAGCUUAUGCAAGCAGGUACAGAAAUGUAUCAAGUUCUUAAUAAAAAAUAAAAAUCUAAUAAGAUAUUAAGGAUUGCACAGCUUUUCACAUGAAUAUAAUCAAACGUCAGUCACAACUUUGAUAAUUUCUUAUACAUUUUACUUUUUUUUUCUAUAUACUCCUUGUUCAAUGUUUUGGCCAAGAAAUGUCCUCUCAUGGUUAAAUAAUAAAUAAUAAUCUCUCUUGUUAACAAUAGAGAAUGUUCGUGGCAACCAAUUUUGGGCAAUUGAAUUUGAGUAAUUCGAUCAAAAAUCAUUUGUAUAGUAUUCCCUUUUUCCCAACAACAUCCAAAACUGUAUUUUCUAACCGGCGAGUUAAUUCAAACAAUCCCUGACUGGGAUAUGCUAGGCCGCCAUACAAGGACAGUUCGUUGAUUAAUUCAUUUUGUUGAUUCUCUUCUACCGAUCCAGCCGAAGAUAAAGAAUCAAAACAAUUUUUGCAGAAUUCGUAUUUUUUUUUCAUUUUACGAGACACAUAGCCAGCCAAAUAUGCUAAUACUUGUUCACUAGUAUAAGUUACAUUAUAGUCAUGAUCUAUGAGCUUGUCUUCAUUCUCUCAUACAGUCUUAGGUAAAUCAAUUUGGUUCAAAUCUUUGGAGUUAUCAUUAUCACUUGCUUCUUUUUGACCCUGUUCAUUUCCAAACAUAAGAACCUGGUCACCUGGCAAAGCACAAUUUUUCAAAGCUUCAACGAGUUUAAGAAUCCACUCUUCAUGAGUUUUUUUUGAAGCUUUAAUAGUGUCUUUAUUCUGAAUAAAACUUUGAAGCAAUUCAACCCCGGUCACAUUGCUACCUUUAGGUGGUCGAAUUAGCGAAAACAGACAGAAUAAUCUGAAAAACUGAAAAAACAAUUUCGCGUCUGGGUGCUCGUUAGAUCCACAGUUGUACCUCAUUAUUGAAAAAAGUUGCUGAAAUUGAAAUAGAUACAAAUAUAAUAAAUACAAUACAAAUUACAAUAUUUCUAAGUAAUUGCAAAAUCUUUAUUACCUCCAGAUAAUCCUGUGAUAGACGAGAUGUCAUAAAGUACUCAAAGCCACACUCAUUAUGCAUCAUAUCAGUUAUUUCAAGUGUUGAAUCUAGUGUUACUUUAAAACCCACUAAUGUACUUUCAGAAAAAGGCAUAGAAUCCCCUAAAAUUUCCAUACCAGACUCCCAUUCUUCCAAAAAAUCUAAAAAAUCUGUUAUAGCCUGCGAAUUAAUAAUAUAUAUUAGUUUAUAUUCACGAAAUGAAAAAAUUUCAAGUCUAUACUUUACCUCGUUUCUUCAAUUCAUGUUCCUUCACAAACGGGUGUUCGCUUCACCAUUAUAAAACAAUUACUAUUACUUCAAAUACAAAUUGAUGAUUAAAAAUAAUUACGACCGUAAAGCUGGAGUUAUAAAGAACAUAUAGUUACCAUUACUGAAAAAUCAUCUUGUAUAAAAACGCGAAGUUUUUCGGUUUCCCUAAAGGGAUCAGUAUAAACAAGUACUAAUUGGUUAUCAUGAAGUAUAUAAUACCAAUACUCAGGCAUCACACUCAAAAAAGAGUCCAACAAUUCCUUAAUAUUCUUAGGAGUCUGGAAAAAAAUUAAGGAUCUGUAAAAAAUUUUGGUAUAUACUUAAAUCAUGAACCUACUGAUAUUUCAAGCUUUAACUAACAUUGUUUGAAUCGAUUUCAUUUAAAAAAAACUUGUUCUGCAUCAAAUCUUGUCUCUACAUUUUUAACAGCAAUUUGCAUCUUGUCUACUGGUUGAUCAGGUAUACUAUUUAAUGAUGUUUUAUGUGAAAUAAAUUGUGGAUAUUUAUCGUCAGAACUUGCAGUUUUUCGGAUUUUUAUCAGCGAAGGCGAGAUCUUUUCGAUUGAUGUUGACGCUGGUUUUUUUCUAAUGUUAAUACGAUUGUCCAACUGUUGAAAAGGCUUUCGCACAUUGAUGGUUGGCUUCUACGAAAUAUUUAUUAAAAUUAAUUAAAAUUAAAUUACUGCUUAGUUUUUACUUUACCUUUGAAAAUUUAUCGUCAUUUAUUAUUUUAACCGUUUGAUAGUGCAGGUUUUCUUGAUUUUCUGAAAGCUACAUUUAAAAUUAGUACAAAUUUUGUAAUAUCUUUGAAAGUCAAUGAACUUUUCUAUAAAACUUUACUUCAAUAUCAUAUUGUUUUGGCUGUAGGUUAACUGGUACAGCAUUUGGCAAUAGGGUCUCCAUCGUUUCAAUUCAUAUUCUUUGAUUAUUCCACCUGAAUAAUCAAUCUUCCGCGAUUUCACAAUAUCUUCUUUAAAAUGAUAAUCGCAGAUACAAUGAUGUUUCGCUAAAGUCAUGUUCAAAAUAGAAGACCAUUGUGCUAGCAGCGUAGCGUCCUAUAAAAUAAAUUUAAUGAUUUUGAAUUAACGUCACUGUGUUACUUAUUAUUUUUCAAAUUUAAUGAGAAAUCAAUGUUAAUCAACAAAUAUUUUGGGAACAUGGAUAAAUAAUUAUUGAUUUUCCUCGAAUAAAUUUUGCUUUCUAACAGAUUCAAACAUGACUUACCUUUGGUAUUCCAAAGAGAUUUGCUUGUUUUAUAUUUUGAGAUGAACGAAUUCCACGAUCUUUUAAAGAACCACUUAUACAUCCAGAAAUACAACAAGUUUUCACCAUGAUUUUUUGUAUUCUUUUUUUACUAUUUUUUUAAUAUUUUUAAACGUUUAAUUCUUUUCACCACCUACAUAAUAUUCUGUUUUCGUUAGUUUAUAGAAUCUGAAGCUAGUUUCAGAUAUAGUAAGUGUCUAACUUCAGAUCUCAAUCCCAUAGUACAAUCAGCGCCACGUAUUAUCCAUACAGAAUUCAGACCAUAUUUUAAACGUACCGUCCAUAAGAGAUGUUCCUCCUUCUCUACACUCCAUACAUUUUCCGAUAAAAAACAGGUAUAUUUUUAAAAGCGCCAUCUACAUUUAUUUAUUCAAAAUAUAUAAUAUACAUGGUGUGUUCGAAAAAUUCAUAAUUUUCAAUAAAUUGGAAAAAUUAUUGUUGAUUUUACUUUUUUAUUUUCUAUUAAGUGAUUUGUUGGACCAAUGAAUAAUUUGUUGAUAAUCGUUGUAAAAAUUUAAUAUGAAACCCUAGUCUUAACAAGUGCGUAAAAUUUUUGUAAAUAUAUCUAAUAUAUAUAUGACAGAUUUUUUCGAAUUUUCGAUAUAUUUUUACGAAAUAAUUGUUAAAAGUCAAUUGUUGUAAACCUAAUUUGUAAAUUGUUAACGUAAUAAUAAAUAAAUUAAUCA
Diorhabda carinulata is the source of this 5968-nucleotide messenger RNA. RefSeq names its product EGFR adapter protein-like. Lineage: Eukaryota; Metazoa; Arthropoda; Insecta; Coleoptera; Chrysomelidae. The record is from RefSeq and is a predicted model, not a curated record. The transcript is spliced from 5 exons. The coding region runs from base 304 to 1713 and encodes 469 amino acids.